Mytilus californianus (California mussel) is the source of this 998-nucleotide messenger RNA. Its product is annotated as glycoprotein 3-alpha-L-fucosyltransferase A-like. Lineage: Eukaryota; Metazoa; Mollusca; Bivalvia; Mytilida; Mytilidae. Gene Ontology annotation, cellular component: membrane. Gene Ontology annotation, molecular function: alpha-(1->3)-fucosyltransferase activity. The annotation marks the transcript as partial. The transcript has a single exon. The record is from RefSeq and is a predicted model, not a curated record.
CUUGGUAAAAGCGAUGCUGUGUUAUUUUAUCAUACUAGCCUAAAUGGUAAGGUUCCAACAAAGUCGUCCAAUCAGAAAUGGGUAUUUAUCUCUGUUGAAUCUAAAGCAUAUACAAGCAAAAACUUUUAAAAAAAAGAAUGGGUGAAUAAAUUUGAUUGGGUAUUCAGCUAUAGAACAGAUGCUGAUAUCUAUUAUCCGUACGGACUACUGGCAAGAACAAAAAUACAAUCCGAGAAAAACUACACAAAUAUUUUCCUUCAAAAGACGAAAAAUGUUGCUUGGGUAGUAACCCAUUGUAAUGCUGUAUCUAGGAGGUACACAUACAUUAAGAAGAUGAAUAAAACCAUAGAUGUUGACGUAUUUGGAGGGUGCGGUAAAAAAUGUUCUUCUCCUUGGAAUGAUGACUCCUGUUUUAAGGAUUUAAGUAAAGUAUAUAAAUUUUACUUGGCGUUUGAAAAUUCUCUAUGUGAAGACUAUGUCACUGAAAAGGCAUACCGGUUCUAUCAGGACGGUUUUGACCUAAUUCCAGUGUACCGAGGAGCUCCGAAUAUAAGAAACAUUUUACCAAAAGGUACAUUUAUCUCCUCCUUAGAUUUUUCAUCGCCUAAAGAACUAGCUUUACAUCUAAAACAUGUGGGAAGUAAUAAAAGUUUGUACACUAGUUAUUUGAAAGCAAAAGAUCGGUUCUUGUCAAGCUUGUAUACACGACAGGAGAUGCUGCAAUCUCUUCAUUGUUCUGUUUGUGAAAAACUCAACACAGGGUAUAAACGAAGCACCAAAUUGAAUUUAACACACUGGAUGUUUGAAAAGAAAUGCCUUCUCCCCACAGACAUUUGACAAUAUGAUAUGCAAUUGCGUAGCUUAAAUUGAGGCAAUGAGGCAACUGCGUAACUAAAUGUUUUACCGUCAAAAAAGAGAAGGAAAUAUUUAAUACAACUUUUUCUGUAAUGGCCCUUAUCAUUGACUUCUCCCCCUUUACACAAUCAUACCUUGUUAUA